AUGAAAAUUAUUGUUAAUAUUUUAUUUUCGGCAAUUUCAAAAACUUUUAAUUUGUGAUAAUACGACAGAAACAAAUCAAAGUAUCAGUACAGUGAAGAUGAUGCAGCAUCAAUAUUGGGUUACUAAAAAGACUGUUCUGAAAAAGCUGGGAACUAAAGAAGACGAAUGUAUCGUUUCUUCCGACGCCGAACUGGACGCGAAAUUAGAGUUAUUCCGAUCAAUAUCUGACAGCUGUUUGCAAUUACAACGCGUAUUAGACCAAUACCAAGAGCGAAUAUGUAUUCUGGCUCAAGAAGAAAAUGCUUUGGGGAAAUUUCUCAGAGAUUCUGGAAAAAACGCUGACGCGUCAGGGAAACACAUGAUUUCCGCUGGAAAAGCGAUAUCAUACUGUGGGCAGCAGCGGCUAUCAAUUAGAUCGCCAUUGCUAAGGCUUUAUCAUGAAGUGGAAACAUUUCGAGGUCGAGCUGUGAGUGAUAUGCGAGCUACUGUGUCUGCCAUGGAGAAGGCGAGAUUAGAGUAUCGUGCAGCAUUGAGUUGGAUGAAAUCGACAAGUGCCCAGCUAGACCCUGAUACAGGUCGUGGCCUCGAUAAUUUCCGAAAGGCACAACGUCAAGUACGUGAGAGUAAAAAAAUAUUUGAUAAAUUGACACUUGAUGUACUGCAAAAGAUUGAUCUGUUAGCAGCAGCACGAUGCAACAUGUUUUCACAUGUGUUAUCAAAUUACCAAGCUUCAUUUGUAACAUUUGUUACUAAAGUAUCUCAAACUUUAGAAGCAACAGCAGAUUCUAUGAAUAAUAAUCCACAGUAUGAAUUCUGCAUACUAAAAGAACUUUCACAAAGUUUGGGAGAGAGCGAGACUAAGGAGGUGGUGCCCCAAGAUAAAGAUCAGAUGCUGUUUUUCCAGGAUGAAUAUAAAGACGAGAAACCGAAAAACGUGAACUUAGAUAAGCAACAACUUAAACUUUCCAAUGAAAAACCAUCAACACUUGACAACAAAGAAGGGAUCGCUUCUGUAAAUCUGGUAGAUACAAAUCUAGUAAAUACAGAAACAGAAGAAAAUGUAGGAGGAACACUUUCAGAUUUGGCUGGGUUGCAUCUAGGCUGUGGUGAUGGACAGUCCAACUUUGGUGCUUUUAUGCCGUCUCAACUGUUGCAAGACUUGACUUCUCCAAAUAUUCUGCAAGGACCAUUAGCACCGACCAGCACUAACAAUAACCAACCAAAGAACGCAGAUAACAUAGUGAAACCUAAUUUACCAGAUCCGAAAAAAAGUGAUAAAGAUGCAUGGUUUAAGCUAUUCGCUGAAUUGGAUCCACUUGCUAAUCCUGACAAUUUACCGGGUACAAAUAGCAACCAGAGUCAUGCGGCUUAAAAUCAAUUGUUUAAGAAUUUAAAGGGUGCAUUUUGAACACAUUAUAUUGGCGUGUAUUUUGGAAUCAUGAAUGCUUGAUAAAAUACAUGAGGUUGUUACAAAUUUAUCAUUUCACAUAGAUAAUUGAGUCGACUAUUAUCAAAGCCGGCAAUCUGACUUUUGGACAAUGAUUGGUAAAUCAGAAAAACGAAUUAUUGACUUUGUAUUCCAUUGGCAG
This is a messenger RNA of Bombyx mandarina (wild silkworm), 1589 nucleotides long. RefSeq names its product islet cell autoantigen 1-like protein (gene ICA69). Gene Ontology annotation, cellular component: Golgi apparatus. Lineage: Eukaryota; Metazoa; Arthropoda; Insecta; Lepidoptera; Bombycidae. Gene Ontology annotation, molecular function: protein domain specific binding. Gene Ontology annotation, biological process: regulation of transport. The record is from RefSeq and is a predicted model, not a curated record.